CACAUGUCCUUCAGUGGCUUAACAGCCCGAGCGUUGCACCGUGGAGUCCGAGGACCUUUUUAUAGGAUUAUGGCUGCUCAAGUGUCAGAGUCGGACCAAAUCAAGCAGUUCAAAGAAUUUCUUGGCACCUACAACAAACUGACAGAGAACUGCUUUAUGGACUGUGUGAAAGAUUUUACUACCAGGGAGGUCAAAGCAGAAGAGACUUCAUGCUCCGAGAGUUGUCUACAGAAGUAUCUGAAAAUGACCCAGCGGAUCUCCAUGCGCUUCCAGGAGUAUCACAUCCAGCAGAACGAGGCUCUGGCAGCCAAAGCUGGCUUACUUGGCCAGCCCCGCUAGUGGACAGCUGCAUCUGGCACAGACUGAUGUCCUCAGGCUGCGAUCCUCAUUAUGCCUAUGGGGAAGGUAAAUGUCCACAUUACCCCGUGAGCGGAGCGUGCCGGCAGGGAUGGCAGAAGAUAUCGUCCUGUACGGUUCAGAUCCUCAGCCUGGGGUAACAUUUGUUUCCCUUUAAUCUACAGCAGGCAGAGACUCACUAGACCUUAAAAGCUUGGUCUUAACACAGGAAAAAUGUGAAGGUAGUUUUGUUUUUUUGUUUGUUUUUUUUGUAACAUGCACAUACCAAAAUAAAACAAGGUAAUGAGGCA
Molecule: messenger RNA, 647 nt
Organism: Electrophorus electricus (electric eel)
Lineage: Eukaryota; Metazoa; Chordata; Actinopteri; Gymnotiformes; Gymnotidae
Gene: timm9
Product: translocase of inner mitochondrial membrane 9 homolog
Source: RefSeq, a predicted model, not a curated record